This is a messenger RNA of Salvelinus sp. IW2-2015, 2264 nucleotides long. NCBI's taxonomy places the organism in Eukaryota, Metazoa, Chordata, Actinopteri, Salmoniformes, Salmonidae. The record is from RefSeq and is a predicted model, not a curated record.
AUGUUAACACCCAGGAUACCAGGUACACCAAGAGACUUCCACUGGCCCCAAAAAAAUCUGGUACAGGCAGAAACAACAAGACACCACUGGAGCUACACAGAGCCCUAAAACACCUGUCACCUGUCACCUGUCACCUGCCACCUGUUACCUGCCACCUGUCACCUGCCACCGUCACCUGCACCUCCACCUGCCACACUGUCACCUGCCACCUGUCACCGUUCACCUGCACCGUCACCUGCCACCUGUCACCUGCCACCUGUCACAUGUUCCCACCUGCCACCUGUCACUUGCCACCUGCCCACCUGUCACCUCGUCACCUGCCACCUGCCCCACCUUCACCUUCCACCUGCCCACCUGCCACCUGCCACCUGUCACCUGCCACCUGUCACCUGCCAUCUUCACCUGUCACCUGCCACUCCCACAACAAGAACAUUCCCACUGUCCCAAAAAAACCAACCACCAUCAGACCACCAUCAGACCCCAAUCAGACCCACCAUGCAGAACCACCUUCAGCACCCACCAUCAGACCACCAUCAGACCCACCCAUCAGACCCACCUUCAGAACACCAACAUCAGACCACCUUCAGACCAAACAUCAGACCCACCAUCAGAACCAUCAGACCCACCAAUCAGACCACCCGAUCAGACCCCCAUCAACCACCAUCAGACCACCAUCAACCACCUUCAGACCAACAUCAGACCACCUUAGACCCACCAUCAGACACCACCAUCAGACCCCCAUCAGACCACCUUCAGACCAACACUCAGACCACCCUCAGACCACCAUCAACCACCAUCAGACCACCUCAGACCAACAUCAGACCACCUUUCAGACCACCAUUGACCACCAUCAGACCACCAUCAGACCCCCAUCAGACCACCAUCAGACCACCAUCAGACCACCAUCAGACCACCAUCAGGGCCCCCAUCAGACCACCAUCAGACCACCAUCAGACCACCAUCAGACCAAUUCAGACCACCAUCAGACCACCAUCAGACCCCAUCAGACCCCCAAUCAGACCCCACCCAUCAGACCUAACCAUCAGACCACCAUCAGACUAACCAUCCAGACCACCAUCAGACUAACCAUCAGAACCAACCAUCAGACCCACCCAUCAGACCCCCAUCGAGACCCCCAUCAGACCACCAUCAGACACCCCCAUCAGACCACCAUCAGACCACCAUCAGACACCACCCAUCAGACCCCCAUCAGACCCCAUCAGACCAACCAUCAGACCACCAUCAGACCACCAUCAGACCGACCAUCAGACCCCCAUCAGGACCAAACCAUCCAGACGCACCAUCAGAACCCCCAUCAGACCACCAUCAGACCCAACCAUCAGACCAACCAUCAGACCACCAUCAGAUCCCCAUCAGACCCCCAUCAGACCCCAUCAACCACCAUCAGCCCACCAUCAGACCACCAUCAGAACCCCCAUCAGACCACCAUCAGACCACCAUCAGCCCCCCCAUCCAGACCCCCAUCAGACCACCAUCAGACCACCAUCAGGAUCCCCAUCAGACCCCCAUCAGACCACCAUCAGACCACCAAUCAACGACCCCCAUCAGACCACCAUCAGACCCAACCAUCAGACCCACCAUCAGACUCCCAUCAGACCAACCAAUCAGACCACCAUCAGACCACCAUUCAGACCCCCAUCAAGAACCCCAUUCAGAACCCAAACCAUCAGACCACCAUCAGACCACCAUCAGACCCCCAUUCAGACCCCCAUUCAGACCCCCAUCAGACCACCAUCAACCCCCAUCAGGACCCCCAUCAGGACCAACCAUCAAGACCCCCAUUCAGGACCACCAUCAGACCACCAUCAGAACCACCAUCAGACCCCAUCAGACCACCAUCAGACCACCAUCAGACCAACCAUCAGACCAACCAUCAGACCUACCAUCAGACACCAUCAGACCACCAUCAGACCCCCAUCGGACCCCCAUCAGACCACCAUCAGACCAUCAUCAGACCCCCAUCAGACCCUCACUCAGACCCCCCAUCAGACCACCAUCAGACCAAUCAUCAACCACCCCAUCAGAUCCCAUCAGACCCCCAUCAACCCCCAUUCCAGACCCCCAUCAGACCCCCAUCAACCACCAUCAGACCACCAUCAGAACCACCAUCAGAACCACCAUCAGACCACCAUCAGACCACCAUCAGGAACCACACUAAACUUCCAAGGCUCCGAAACGAAACAGAAGCCAAGCGAGACCAGAGGAAGAAUCCUCUCUCCUGCCGUGCGAUCCGUGACAUAGAG